GGCAAAGCCAAUAAAAAUGGACUACGAAUCAAGAAUUAAAGCUUACCGAUUCGUGGCCUAUUCCACGGUGUCUUUCUCAGUUAUUUCUCUAGUCUCUGUAUGUUUUACAUUGCCAAUGCUUCAAAGCUAUGUAUCAAAUGUGGCCUCAAAUAUGGAUAGAGAAUUGAAUUUGUGUCAGGGCACAGCAAAGGACAUUUGGUCAGAAGUUAACCAACUCAAAAGUAUUCCUGCUAGCGGCAAUCGUACAGCACGUCAAGCUGGUUAUGGUGGUGGUGAAGCACCAGUGACUGGAGGAUCUGCUUCUUCUGGCGGCGGCCAAUGCAGCGAUUGUUGUUCUGGAGGAGGACCAGGCCCAGCAGGUCCCCCCGGUCCACCGGGAAGGUCAGGAAACCCAGGAGCACCCGGAUCACCUGGACAGCCUGGAAAGUCUCAACAAGCACCUUGCCAACAAGUCACAACUCCACCAUGCAAACCUUGCCCAGGAGGCCAACCAGGCCAGCCAGGACCCCCCGGACCACCUGGCCAGCCGGGAGGCCCAGGACAACCUGGACAACCAGGAGGACAAGCCUCUCCCGGAGAACCUGGACCCGCAGGACCCCCUGGAUCGCCUGGAGCACCAGGUCAACCUGGCGGCCCUGGACAACCUGGAGCACCUGCACAAUCUCAAGAAGCUGGACCCGCACCUCCUGGUCCACCAGGAGACGCUGGAGCACCUGGACAACCUGGAAAUCCAGGUCCAGCUGGACAACCUGGAGGUCCUGGAGGACCUGGACCGAAAGGACCACCAGGCCCACCCGGCCAACCUGGAAACGAUGGAUCUCCUGGCCAGCCUGGACAGCCAGGACCAAACGGUGGAAGUGGAGAGAAAGGAAUCUGCCCCAAAUAUUGCGCAAUCGACGGUGGAGUCUUCUUCGAGGAUGGAACUCGACGACGUUAAACAUAUUCCGGCUAGAGGAAUUUAUCAGAAAUGUUGCCACUUUCAUCUACGUCAAAAACAUAGUUUUUAACAAACUGAUA
Meloidogyne enterolobii is the source of this 1017-nucleotide messenger RNA. NCBI's taxonomy places the organism in Eukaryota, Metazoa, Nematoda, Chromadorea, Rhabditida, Meloidogynidae. The record is from the annotation of a GenBank genome assembly.